CCGCUGCCCCUGCUCGCCUAUCUGCUGGCGCUGGCGGCGCCAAGCCGGGGCGCGGACGAGCCCGUGUGGCGGUCGGAGCAAGCCAUCGGAGCCAUCGCGGCGAGCCGGGAGGACGGCGUGUUCGUGGCGAGCGGCAGCUGCCUGGACCAGCUGGACUACAGCCUGGAGCACAGGCUCUCGCGCCUGUACCGGGACCAAGCGGGCAACUGCACGGAGCCCGUCUCGCUGGCGCCCCCCGCGCGGCCCCGGCCGGGGAGCAGCUUCAGCAAGCUGCUGCUGCCCUACAGCGAGGGGGCGGGCGACCUCCAGGGGCUGCUGCUCACCGGCUGGACCUUCGACCGGGGCGCCUGCGAGGUGCGGCUCCUGGGCAACCUGAGCCACAGCUCCCUGCGCAACGGCACCGAGGUGGUGUCGUGUCACCCGCAGGGCUCGACGGCCGGCGUGGUGUACCGCGCGGGGGACCAGAACCGCUGGUACCUGGCAGUGGCCGCCACCUACGUGCUGCCGGAGCCCGAGACGGCGAGCCGCUGCAACCCGGCGGCGUCCGACCGCGACACCGCCAUCGCCCUCAAGGACACGGAGGGACGCAGCUUGGCCACGGAGGAGCUGGGCCGCCUCAAGCUGCGCGGGGGCGCGGGCAGCCUGCACUUCGUGGACGCCUUUCUCUGGAACGGCAGCGUCUACUUCCCCUACUAUCCCUACAACUACACGAGCGGCGCCGCCACCGGCUGGCCCAGCAUGGUGCGCAUCGCGCAGAGCGCCAAGGUGCUGCAGUUCCAGGGCCAGGCGGCCCUCGACUGCGGCCACGGGCACCCCGACGGCCGGCGCCUGCUCCUCUCCUCCAGCCUGGUGGAGGCCCUGGGCGUCUGGGCGGGCGUGUUCAGCGCGGCCACCGGGGAGGGCCAGGAGAGGCGCUCCCCCGCCACCACGGCGCUCUGCCUCUUCAGGAUGAGUGAGAUCCAGGAGCGCGCCAAGAGCUGCCCCUGGGACUUCCAGACCGCUGAGCACAACUGCAAAGAAGGGGAGCAACCUGAGAGAGUCCAACCAAUCGCCUCAUCUACCUUGAUCCAUUCCGACCUGACAUCCGUUUAUGGCACCGUGGUAAUGAACAGGACUGUUUUGUUCUUGGGGACUGGAGAUGGCCAGUUACUUAAGGUUAUUCUUGGUGAGAAUUUGACUUCAAAUUGUCCAGAGGUUAUUUAUGAAAUUAAAGAAGAAACACCUGUUUUCUACAAACUGGUUCCUCAUCCUAAGAAGAAUAUCUACAUCUAUCUAACAGCCGGGAAAGAGGUGAGGAGAAUUCGUGUUGCCAACUGCAGUAAGCAUCAAUCCUGCACCGAGUGUUUAACGGCAGCAGACCCUCACUGCGGUUGGUGCCAUUCGCUACAAAGGUGUACUUUUAAAGAAGAUUGUGUACAUCCAGAGAACUAUGAAAACUGGCUGGAUAUUUCAUUGGGAGCCAAAAAUUGCCCUCAAAUUAACCUACUUCGAAGCGGUAAAGAUCAGAUUACAGUCACUGUGGUGGGAAGCUUCCCUCCCAGACACUCGGAGUGGGAGUGUGUGGUGAAGAACCUGGACACAGGCAGGGAGCUCUGCAGGGGUAAAAGUCUGCCAGGCAAGAACUGCACGUGCAGCAUCUCCACCAGAGAGACCUACAAAGAUGUUUUGGUUGUCAACGUGACAUCACCCGUCGGUUCUUGGCAUUUAUCAAAAAGAUUCAACUUUACCAACUGCUCGUCAUUAAGAGAAUGCCCAAUAUGUAUUGGAACUGGCUGUGCUUGGUGUAAAAGUGAGAGAAGGUGUAUCCACCCCUUCAUAGCUUGUGACUCUUCUGAUUACAAGCAAAACCAGGAACACUGUCAGGUUGCUGUUGAGAAACGGACACCACCCAAGACAGCAGGAGGAGGAAGAUUCAUGGAGAAUAAGAGUAAUAGGACCCAUCAGGGCUUGCAGGGCGAGGCUCUGCAGUCUGGCCGUCGGCAGAGCGUGCUCGGCUCCGCUUUCUAUGGUGGUCAAAAUAUAACUAUCGUGGGCAGAAAUUUUGACGUAAUUGACAACUUAAUCAUUUCACAUGAGUUAAAAGGAAACAUAAAUGUCUCUGAAUAUUGUAUGGCGAAUUCCUGCAGGUUUUUAGCCCCCAGUUUAAAGAGUUCAAAAGCGCGUACAAACGUCACUGUGAAGCUGAGAGUCCAGGAGACCUACUUGGACUGCGGAAGCCUGCAGUAUCUUGAGGACCCCAGGUUCACAGGGUGUCGGGUCGAACCCGAGGGGGACACAGAACUGGAAGUGAAAAUUCAAAAAGAAAACGAUGAGUUCAACAUCUCCAAGACAGACAUUGAAAUCACCCUCUUCCACGGGGAAAAUGAGCAAUUAAAUUGCAGUUUUGAAAAUAUUACGAGAAAUCAAGAUCUCACCAUCAUCCUUUGCAAAAUUAAAGGCAUCAGUAACGCAAACAGCAUUGACACCUCUUCCAAGAAAGUUCGCGUCAAACUGGGAAACUUGGAGCUCUACGUUGAGCAGGAAACAGUUCCAACCACUUGGUAUUUUCUGAUUGUGCUUCCCGUCUUGCUAGUGAUUGUCAUCUUUGCGGCCGUGGGGGUAACCAGGCACAAAUCGAAGGAGCUGAGCCGCAAACAGAGCCAACAGCUGGAGCUCCUGGAGAGUGAGCUCCGGAAAGAGAUACGUGAUGGCUUUGCUGAGCUGCAGAUGGAUAAAUUGGAUGUGGUUGAUAGUUUUGGAACUGUUCCCUUCCUUGACUACAAACAUUUUGCUCUGAGAACUUUCUUCCCCGAGUCAGGUGGCUUCACACACAUCUUCACUGAAGAUAUGCAUAACAGAGAUGCCACUGACAAGAAUGAAAGUCUCACAGCUUUGGAUGCCCUGAUUUGUAAUAAAAGUUUCCUUGUUACUGUCAUCCACACCCUUGAGAAGCAGAAGAACUUUUCAGUGAAGGACAGGUGUCUGUUCGCCUCCUUCUUGACCAUUGCACUGCAAACCAAGCUGGUCUACCUGACCAGCAUCCUGGAGGUGCUGACCAGGGACUUGAUGGAACAGUCCAGUAACAUGCAGCCUAAACUCAUGCUAAGACGCACGGAGUCUGUGGUAGAAAAACUCCUCACAAACUGGAUGUCCGUCUGCCUUUCUGGUUUUCUGCGGGAAACUGUUGGAGAGCCGUUCUAUUUGCUGGUGACGACUUUGAACCAGAAAAUAAACAAGGGUCCCGUGGAUGUAAUCACUUGCAAAGCCCUGUACACCCUGAACGAAGACUGGCUGCUGUGGCAGGUUCCAGAGUUCAGUACUGUGAAUGUAAGAUCCAUCCAGCGAUCUAAUUCCUGGAUGAAGUUGAGAAAUACAUUAAAUUUUGAAAACUCAUAUAUUUUUUAUCUUUGCUUUCAGAUAUCAAAUGGAUCCACUAUAAAGGUCUUUAAGAAGAUAGCAAAUUUUCCUUCAGAUGUGGAAUACUCAGAAGACCACUGCCAUUUGAUUUUACCAGAUUCCGAAGCAUUCCAAGAUGUGCAAGGAAAAAGACAUCGAGGAAAACACAAGUUCAAAGUAAAAGAAAUGUAUCUGACAAAGCUGCUGUCGACCAAGGUGGCAGUUCAUUCUGUGCUUGAGAAACUUUUUAGAAGCAUUUGGAGUUUACCCAACAGCAGAGCCCCAUUUGCUAUAAAAUACUUUUUUGACUUUUUGGAUGCCCAAGCUGAAAACAAAAAAAUCACAGAUCCUGAUGUCGUACAUAUUUGGAAAACAAACAGCCUUCCUCUUCGCUUCUGGGUAAACAUCCUGAAGAACCCUCAGUUUGUCUUUGACAUUAAGAAGACACCACACAUAGACGGCUGUUUAUCUGUGAUUGCCCAGGCAUUCAUGGACGCAUUUUCUCUCACAGAGCAGCAACUCGGGAAGGAAGCACCAACUAAUAAACUUCUCUAUGCCAAGGAUAUCCCAACCUACAAAGAGGAAGUAAAAUCGUAUUACAAAGCAAUCAGGGAUUUGCCUCCAUUGUCAUCUUCAGAAAUGGAAGAAUUCUUAACUCAGGAAUCUAAGAAACAUGAAAAUGAAUUUAAUGAAGAAGUGGCCUUGACAGAAAUCUACAAAUACAUCGUAAAAUAUUUUGAUGAGAUUCUAAAUAAACUAGAAAGAGAACGAGGGCUGGAAGAAGCUCAGAAACAACUCUUGCAUGUAAAAGUCUUAUUUGAUGAAAAGAAGAAAUGCAAGUGGAUGUAAGCACUCUGGGGACUGGCUUAAUCUGGCAAAAUUCUUCAGACAACUUGGGAGCAAAAUGGCUGCUUGAGCUACUCUGUGUCGUUAAUUUUUAAAGUUUGCACAUAGGUUCCACUUUGAGCACUGUCUUUUAGAGACCAAGGCACAUGCACAGCUUUUAGAAAGCAUACCAACCACUGUGCCUGUGCAUAUACUGUGGGAACCUUUCUGUAAAUAGAGUCGAAGUGGUUGUUGCAAACAGCCUCCUUGUUUACAGAGAAUACAGGGCCAGUAAGCAAGUGUCAGUUAACUACAGUCUCCACUUAAGCACAAUGACAGCAGUGGUUUUGUGUCUGAAAACUACAGUUAUGUAGCACUUGUGACUACACUGCACCUCUGCAGAAAAGGGACACUGCCAGUGAUCACAAGAAAAUGUGAAAUGAGUCAUUUGGAAACAAGGUGGGAGUGUUAGGGCAACCUCGAGGAUUUGCAGCAUUGAAACUUCCCCAGUAGUUCUUGGAAAAGCUGACCACAGAAUUUGGUAGUGUGUACACUUAGCAUUCGUGAGUGUGUGUGUGUGUGUGUUUUUAAACCAAAAACUGACAGUGUUGCAACAUUGUUGAAAGGGCUCGUGUUUUUCAGUGGUCGCCAACUGCACUCCAUCAACUCACCUCCAUCUCACGAAGGAGCUCUAAAGCAAGGAGAGUGAGGAGGCUUUAUUUAAAUGCAACAGCAUUUUACCCACUUUGUCCUGAUGUGUUCCUUUUUUUCAUUUUUUCAUACUAAAUGUAUUUGAUAGUGGACAUGUUGGCUAUUGUAAAACAAAACAAAACAAAACAUCAUUAGUUUAUUUCUGUCUGUAGAAGAGUAACUCCCUCCCCUAAUCCUACAUUUCUAUACUUGAUGUCUCCUUGCUUUAGAUUUCUGGUGAACCCUGUGGUUAUAAAUACUUGUGUGUGAUUUAAAAAAAAAAAAAAAUACAUUUUACAUUUCAUGAAAUUGCUGUUCACACUGGAGUACUAUAUAUGAAUAUAUAUAUUUGCGGCCCAAGGCCUGAAAAAUAUUAGUAUACAACUUGGUAUCUUAGUCUUACUAUGUACUUUUUGAAAGUAUUCCUCACAAGAGAAAGAAUUCAAAAUACCCAUUUUAUUCAUACCUUUCUUUUUAAAGAAUUCCCUAUCCAGUUAUAUUGUAACUGUAGUCUUACUGAUUUUUUUAUUCCUGAAUUUUUGCUGCUCAUGACCAAUUUUAAUACCACUGUGUUUUCCUUCUAUUAAAUCAAAAGUAAAAAAUGUAAUUGGCAACUCUCAACCUUCCUUGUGGCACCUUUUACCCUUGGUGUUCCAAAUCCCAGAUUAAGGAAAGACAUUUUUUCAAGUAGCAAAUAAAUCAUAUAUUCCUUAAAAUCUUUUUACCAACAUUGUAUGGGAUAUCAGGAUUUAAAUGUGAAUUUGUCUUCGAAAAUGAAAUUCUUUUUGCUCCUCAGUAUCUGGCAAAGAGUAAGAGGUGAUACCUCAACAAAAUGAUCAAAUAAGCAGUUAUUACCCUGAUAGGCACCUUCCCAAUCCUGUCACUUUUGACCACUGUCUGUCCAAUGGACACACCUCAAAAAUACUACCAAAUAGGUUACUUACAAGUAUAAAGGUGAGAGGCCUGGUCCCCAUCUAAGGCUGCUACAGUCUUGAUGUGAAGGCAUUCAUAAGAGAGUAACAGGAGGACAGUUGAGAGCCAAGGGUAGGAGAGUUGCCCAAAAAACUUCCCCUUCUUUAGGGUACAGAAAUGCUAAGAAAAGGAUCAGCUACAGCUUUAUCUAAGUAUUCAGUAAAUGCUACAUGAGGGUGUCCCUGUCCAGCUCUCUGGCACAUGAGUCCCAUGUGGAGCCUUACCUCCUCUUGCAGGGACGAUGCUGCUGGGAACUUUGGGCAAGUCACUUACCUCUUUGUGCCUCAAUUUCUAAUAUUUCUAACCUACCUCAUUGAGGUGGUGUGAAGAUUCACUAAUGUAUGUAGCGUGUUUGUCAAUCCUCCAGUGAAAAGCACUAUCUAGAUCACAUUUUGGAUCACAUUAGCCAAAUGCAGUAAUGGCCAAAUUAGAUGUGUGCUGAAGACAAUCAGUCACUGGGUCUAUAUUAAACUGCAACCGGAGAAAUAAAUGGCAAACAAUUUCUAUUUUCAAGUUUCUUUGCAUAUUUUUUUGGUGCAAACCAUUUAUGAACUUUUUUUUCUAACACUAGUGUCUACAGCAGCAUUUAAAAAUUAAUUCUGUUACCUUUUCCGUAUUAGGGAUUUAAAGUCUAUUUCUUAUUGUAUACCUGAUUGAAGUUGUACUUGGAGAUGAAUGUUUUAAAUGUCUAUAUCCAAAAAUAAACAUUUUGAUGUAAA
Molecule: messenger RNA, 6581 nt
Organism: Leptonychotes weddellii (Weddell seal)
Lineage: Eukaryota; Metazoa; Chordata; Mammalia; Carnivora; Phocidae
Source: RefSeq, a predicted model, not a curated record